AUGGAGCUGUAUUUUGGUGAAUAUCAACACGUGCAGCAGGAAUAUGGUGUCCACCUGAGACUCGCCAGUGACGAGGCCCAGAAGCCAAGGAAUUCCCAGCCCUCAAAGGCAGGCUCCUAUGGUGUCAGUAUUAGGGUCCAGGGAAUUGAUGGUCACCCUUACAUAGUCCUGAACAACACUGAACGGUGUCUAGCAGGUACACCUUUUCCAGAAAACGGGCCAGCGUUUGCAUCUUCAAUGAUAAAUAAUCUGUCCUUACAUCCAAGCAAUGGGACCGUGUUGAAGGAGAACAAUCCAGAGGAGCUGCAGCUUCCAGAAAACCCAUACCUGCAAACCAGCCCCAUAAGAAACCAGAAGCAGCCCCUGCUCCACGAGGGCAGGAAUGGAGUUGUAGAACGCAAAGAUGGGCCCACAAAACUACCCCACGUGCUCAACUUUCAGAGGCACCCAGAAUUGCUGCAACCCUAUGACCCUGAAAAGAAUGAGGUGACCUCAAAAAAGCAUCACCCUCCAGAGAGUCCCUGGCUGAGAAAUGCAGUAGAGGAAGGGACCAACUACAAGAAGCCUAGGAAUUGCUUCCCCAAACUUUGCGGUUCCCAGCCCAACAGCCCUACUUUGGAAGAUGUAGCCAAGACCAACACGAUGGCGAUUCGUCUCUGCAGCUCUGUGGUCAUAGAAGACCCCCAAAAGCAGACCUCAGUGUGCGUGAAUGUUCAGAGCUGCGCCAAGGAGGGGGUGGGGGAGGAGACCCUUUCCCCUCCACGGAAAUCUCCAACUGCCCCUAGCCCACAGGCUUACUCUGAAACCAAGAAAAGUAGGCCAGAUGUACUACCCUUCCGGCGACAAGAUUCCGCAGGACCCAUUCUGGAUGGAGCUCGGUCACGGAGGUCAUCUUCGUCAUCCACGACUCCCACCUCAGCUACUUCCUUGUACAGAUUUUUACUUGAUGAUCAGGAAUGCGCCAUCCAUGCUGACAAUGUCAACCGCCAUGAAAACAGAAGGUAUAUCCCCUUCUUACCAGGAACUGGGCGGGAUAUUGACACCUGCUCAAUUCCUGGUGUGGACCAGUUAAUUGAAAAAUUUGACCAAAAGCCUGGGCUUCAGAGAAGAGGAAGGUCUGGGAAGAGAAACAGGAUCAAUCCGGAGGACAGGAAAAGAUCUCGAAGCGUAGAUAGUGCCUUUCCGUUUGGUCUCCAGGGAAAUACAGAAUACCUCACAGAGUUCAGCAGGAACCUGGGCAAGUCUAGCGAACACCUCCUCCGGCCAUCCCAGGUCUUCCCGCAGAGGUCGCUGGCCCCCGAGCACCGUGGGAAGCACAGUCCAAGCUGCACACUUGCAAGGCUGCAGGGUGCCACACAGGGUGCCCACCCCAAACCUCCCCUGCAGAACAAAGAUGGGAAAGUACUGAACAAAGGAAGUCAGGAAAGCGGGGUGGCUUGUGCCUCCUCCCUUCCAGCACAGAAUAAAAAAGAGGAAGAAAUCAAAAUAGCCACUGCCACGUUGAUGUUACAGAACCGGGCCGUGGCUGCCACACCUGAUUCUGGUGCCAAGAAAAUUUCUGUGAAGACUUUUCCUUCCGACACUAAUACACAGGCCACACCAGAUCUAUUAAAGGGCCAGCAGGAGCUCACACAACAAACCAAUGAGGAGACGGCCAAGCAGAUCCUUUACAAUUAUCUCAAAGAAGGAAGCACAGACAAUGAGGAUGCCACCAAAAGGAAAGUCAACCUGGUCUUUGAGAAAAUCCAGACUUUAAAGUCUCGAGCAGCAGGGAGUGCGCAAGGCAAUAAUCAAGCUUCGAAUUUUUCCUCUGAAGUCAAAGACCUAUUGGAGCAGAAGAACAAGUUGAUCUUAGAAGUGUCUGAACUACAGAGGCAGCUACAACUGGAGGUGAAGAACCAUCAGAACAUUAAGGAGGAGAGAGAGAGAAUGCGAGAGGAUUUAGAAGAGCUACGAGGCCGGCACCAGAGCCAAAUGGAAGAGACGGCCACCCUGCAGCGACGGCUGGAGGAAAGUGAAGGCGAGCUGCGGAAGAACUUGGAAGAGCUGUUCCAGGUGAAAAUGGAGAGGGAACAGCACCAGACAGAGAUUCGAGACCUACAGGAUCAACUGUCGGAAAUGCACGAUGAACUGGACAGUACCAAGCAGUCCGAGGACAGGGAGAAAGGAGCCUUGAUCGAGGAGCUCUUGCAGGCCAAACGGGACCUUCAGGAUCUGCUCAUUGCCAAAGAGGAGCAGGAAGAUCUCUUGAGAAAGCGGGAGCGUGAACUGACCGCCUUGAAGGGUGCCUUGAAGGAAGAGGUUUCCAGCCAUGACCAGGAAAUGGAUAGGCUGAAGGAACAGUACGAUGCUGAGCUGCAGGCCCUCAGGGAGAGCGUGGAGGAGGCAACCAAGAAUGUGGAGGUCCUGGCCAGCAGGAGCAACUCAUCAGAGCAGAGCCAAGGAGAGGCAGACCUGCGUGAGAAAGUGCUGAAGGAGGAGAAUGAGAAGCUGCAGGCAAGGAUUGCAGAGCUGGAGCGCAGACUGGCCCAGCUGCAGAGGCAGAUGGAGGAUGUGAAAGAUGAUGAGGCCCAAGCAAAGGAGACACUCCGCAAGUUUGAGAGUGAAGUGCAGCAGCUAGAGCGAGCCCUUGUGCAUGCCAGACAGGAAGAAAAGGAAGCCACCUCUGCCAGAAGAGCUCUGGAGAAGGAACUGGAGCAUGCCCAGAGAGAGCUGAGCCAGACCUCCCAGGAGCAGAAGGAGCUAUUAGAGAAACUCCAGGAAGAGACUGGGCAGAAGGAGCAGCUGCAAAAGCUGAAGAACGAGAUGGAGAGCGAGCGGUGGCACCUGGACAAGACCAUUGAAAAGCUGCAGAAGGAGAUGUCGGACAUUGCAGAGGCCUCCCGAACAUCCUCUUUGCAGCUGCAGAGGCAGCUGGGUGAGUAUAAGGAGAAGAACCGCCGGGAGCUUGCUGAGAUGCAGAAUCAACUGAAGGAGAAAAGCCUGGAGGUGGAAAAGGCCAAACUGGCAGCUGUGAAAAUGCAAGAUGAGUUGCGUCUCAAGGAGGAAGAGUUGCGGGACUACCAACGGGCUGAGAAUGAAGCACUCACAAAAAGACAACUUCUGGAGCAGUCACUGAAGGAUCUGGAGUACGAGCUGGAGGCCAAGAGUCACCUCAAGGAUGACCGCAGCCGGCUCAUCAAGCAGAUGGAGGACAAGGUGUCCCAGUUGGAGAUUGAAUUGGAAGAAGAAAGAACCAAUGCUGAUUUGCUGUCUGAGAGGAUCGCUUGGAGCAGGGAACAGAUGGAACAGAUGAGGAGCGAGCUACUUCAGGAGAAAGCUGCCAAGCAAGACUUGGAGUGUGACAAGAUUUCCCUAGAGAGACAGAACAAAGACCUAAAGAGCCGGAUUGUCCACCUGGAGGGUUCCUACAGGUCCAGUAAAGAGGGCCUGGUGGUGCAGAUGGAGGCCAGGAUUGCAGAGCUGGAGGACCGACUAGAGAAUGAGGAGAGGGAUCGGGCCAACCUACAGCUCAACAACCGAAGGCUGGAGAGGAAGGUGAAGGAGCUGGUGAUGCAGGUGGAUGACGAGCAUCUGUCACUGACUGACCAGAAAGACCAGCUGAGCUUGCGCCUGAAAGCCAUGAAGCGCCAGGUGGAGGAGGCUGAAGAGGAGAUCGACAGACUGGAGAGCUCAAAGAAGAAGCUCCAGAGGGAGCUGGAGGAUCAGAUUGGAGUAAAUGAGCAGCUUCAGGGGCAGCUCAACUCUAUGAAGAAGGGCUUAAGACUUAAGACGCUGCCUAGUAAAGUACUGGAUGACUCAGACGACGACGACCUCAGCAGUGAUGGGGGAAGCCUCUACGAAGCACCACUGAGCUAUUCCUUUCCCAAAGACAGCACCCUCACCAGCCAGAUCUGAGUCCGCUUCCAGGCCUAUUGAUCCCAGAGGACUCUGAAGCCAUCCCGAGCAGGAGGUGCCAACAGGGGGCUUGUGAGUGGAGUGACACACACAGUUUCCACUUCACAUCCUCCCCAGGGCCUCCAUGUGGCUCAAUGACCUUGGAUCGUAGAUAGGGAGCUAUUGACGUUGAAAAUGACCUAAGGGGGACAUUUUGGAAAAUGCAGCUAAGACAAGCCCUGUUGUGUACCAUUGUCCGCCAUCACCCCUUCUCCUCUCCCAGCAAGGUUCCAAUAUGCCAGCUGUAAUGAGACAGCCACAUGUAGGGAUGGGAUGUAUAGACUGUACAUAUUUUAAAUCAGACCUUCUCAAGGACUGCUGCUGUCCUGCUUUAGGAUGUCCCAGAGCCUUUGGAGCGUGGCAUCUUUGUAAAGUUCACACAUCGACGUGGAUUAUCUUUUAAAAUAUGAAGCUACCAGAUCUCAAGUAUUAAAAAGCAGAGGCCAAAGGGGGAAGAGUGAAGGCUACUCUGGAAAUCAGAGGUGGUCACACAGUGGAAAGUUAGCACUGGGAAUCCGCUCAUUGUUGGUGGGGAGGGGAUUUUACCUAGGGCUGAGUCUGUGGUAAAAAUAAGUCUUGGUUGCUUAUUUUAUCUAAACCAUGCUAAGAGCACUUCCCAUUCCCCAAUUUCUUUCAAGCAGGUAGAAUAGUGAUGCAGAUGGGAUUUUUUUAGCAAGUGCUGUGCUUCUCAAAGGACUAGGGUCCUGUUGGUGUGUCUCAUUGGUCCUUUUUCUCCAUAGCUGGCCAAAAUUGGAGGAGUAGGGGGGCGCUAUGAUACGGGGACUUAGAUGCGAAGAUGAGGUGGGAGGCAUCCAGUAAGUUCACAGGGAAAGCAUAAGGGAGAUGUGGGGUGGAACUGGCGUCAGGAAUACGGAGACGUUCCUGAAAGUUAGCGAAUGUGCAAGAAGGGGAGGGGUAGUGUUGAGCUGGAGCUUGGAAUGAUGGGAAUAAGAAAAGAAUCGGGGGUGCUUGCCAGCUGAAGGUCAUUUCUGGGAAUGAGGUGACAUGAAUCCUAGAGCAAGUGCAUGAUGCCAGGGCAGCCUUGGGGAGGAUGCUAGGCAUCCCUGCACAUCUCCUGGCCUACCAAUGUCAUCGAGCAGUGAAAGGACCUUGUAAGUUGGCUAUGUAAGGCAGAGGUGACAGGAUGCUGAAGCAGGGUCCCAAAACUUCCUGAUAAGGGGACUCUUGGGGACCAGGUUGUCAAGAGCUGCCCAGUGCAGGUCACAAAGUUCACCUAGCCAGAUUUAAAGUGAAGGGAGCUGAAGCGUGAACAUUUGCUACCAGUGAACCAAGCCCUAUUAUACCUCAUGAUGGUCACUGUCUCCCUGGGCAUGGCCCUUGCCUCUGUUUCCUCAUUGGGUAUAGAGAGGUUUCUCCUUUCAGCCAUUCCUCCAUUUUACAAAUGUGUACUGUCCAUCAAAGUGUGUGGGGCACAGACUGUGGCACUGGAAACACAAUGACUAGAAGUAAAAAUGUCUGUCAGACUGGAGAUGUAGCUCAGCUAGAACAGUGCUGGACUAUCAUGCACAAAGCCCCAUCUUUAAGCCCCAGCUCUAGCAACAAGGUAUGGUGCCACAUCCCAACACUCAGGAAGUGGCGGCUGGAGAAUCAAGAGUUCAAGGUCCUUGGAUACACAUUCAGUUCCAGACCAGUUUGGGAUCUAGGAGACCCUGUCUCAAAAAACAAACCACCUCUGGCCUCCUGUAAUCUAGGAGAGUGGCUAAGUUUGACUUGCAGGCUGAACCCUCUUAUCCCCAGCCUUUGAGCCCACUGUCCUCUUGGGAACUUGAUAGCCUGCAGUUGGUUGGAUGGCCCCCCAGAACUCACAGGAAUUCUAUGGCUCCUGGGAUUUCCUCAUGCCUUCAUUAGAUACUUGCAAUAAUCCUAGAAAUGCCACAGUCUGUUCACUCCAGAGAUUCGGGAGAGAAAAAUCAAGAUGUUGAAGGGGUUUUCUGGGGUUUGACAAAAUCAGCCGGCUCUUAUUUCAGACAGUUCUUUCUGGUAGCCAUGGGGCUAGCUACAUGAAGGAUAAGAGCCCCCGAAAAACAGAGGCCACUACUGGGAAAACUUAGAGACACCCCCCUCAAAAAGGGAGGCCACAUAGGACGAGGUGCAUAUUCUCUUGCGUGGUAAUGGAGUAGGCAGCAGGUGAGGUUUGUGCAGUAUGGCUGGCCGCAUGACACUAGACUGAGAUUUAGAGAGAUGUUUUCAAGGACCAAGCUCCUCUCUUCCCUUUGGUCUUGGCAGAUAAAUGCUGGGACAAGGUGAGGAAUAGGGUUCCAGGUCCUACUCAAUCUGGCCCUGUGACCCAUUCCUCUGUUUCUUAUGUAUACAUGUUUUUCUGCUUAUUGCUUUAAGAACUAAUCCUGCUCAAGAGUAUUUUUCUUUAGCUAGCUUAAAAAUAUUUUGUGUAAACACAUGUUGCCAAAUACAACGCUGAGAUGACAAUCACUGUAUGGCUUUUAUAAUUUGUUUUCCUGCUUCAGAGUGUCGUUCUACCAUGACAAUUGGAUGUCUGUGGGGCUUUUUUCGGUAGGAUUUGGAUACUAUGCGUUGUUAUGGAGAAGAGACAUUUUUAUCACAGCUACCUCCAUGCAAGUGACUUCCUGGAUAAAGUAAGAUUUCCUUUCAAUAAACUAUCACC
This is a messenger RNA of Cricetulus griseus (Chinese hamster), 6580 nucleotides long. The record is from RefSeq and is a predicted model, not a curated record. Lineage: Eukaryota; Metazoa; Chordata; Mammalia; Rodentia; Cricetidae.